UGGACAUGGGCUUCACAAGAGAACAUGCUAUGGAGGCCUUAUUAAAUACUAGUACUAUGGAACAAGCCACUGAAUACCUGUUAACACACCCUCCCCCAAUCAUGGGUGGUGGUGUUAGAGAUCUCAGCAUGUCAGAAGAGGACCAGGUGAUGAGAGCCGUUGCCAUGUCUCUAGGAGAGGACAUCCCAGUGGAUCAGACAGUGGAAUCAUCUGAGGAAGCUGCUUGUAGAAAGGAAGAGGAAGAGCAGAAGGCCCGGGAAAACCAGGAAGAAGAAGAGGCCAAGUGUCUGGAGAAAUUUCAGGAUGCUGAGCCCCUGGAACCAGAAGAACUGCAUAAUUUCACAGACACCAUGUUACCGGGCUGCUUCCACUUCCUGGAUGAGCUGCCAGUCACUGUGUACCGAGUGUGUGACUUGGUUAUGACUGCCAUCAAACGCAAUGGAGCUGAUUACCGGGACGUGAUUCUGAAGCAGGUGGUCAAUCAGGUGAGGGAUCCUGUGCCUUGUGAAA
This is a messenger RNA of Vombatus ursinus (common wombat), 510 nucleotides long. Its product is annotated as E3 ubiquitin-protein ligase HUWE1-like. Gene Ontology annotation, molecular function: protein binding. The annotation marks the transcript as partial. The transcript is spliced from 3 exons. The record is from RefSeq and is a predicted model, not a curated record. NCBI's taxonomy places the organism in Eukaryota, Metazoa, Chordata, Mammalia, Diprotodontia, Vombatidae.